GCAUCAACAAAUCUAAAAAGUUUCUUUCGUUUGAGUGAACGAAAAGCCACUCUCGGAAGUUGUACAAAAGCAUGGCAUCUCCUUCACCAAAAUCACCGGGUCAGCUCUCGGAUAAAAGCAAAAAAUAUGAUCGCCAGUUGAGGCUUUGGGGAGAUCAUGGGCAGGCUGCAUUGGAGAGUGCCAGUGUCUGUCUUAUUAACGCAACUGCAACGGGAACAGAAAUUUUGAAGUCUCUAGUCUUGCCUGGAAUCGGUUCUUUCACUAUUGUCGACGGUGCGUUGGUUUCUGGGGAGGAUGCUGGGAAUAAUUUCUUCCUUGAUCACAACAGAAUCGGGAAGCCUCGGGCACAUGUGGCAACCCAGUUGCUGAUGGAACUAAAUGCAGAUGUGAAAGGGGACUACAUAGAAGAAACAUGUGAUCAACUUUUGUCAAAUAAUCCAGAUUUUUUUUGUACAUUCUCAGUUGUCAUAGCCACUGGCCUUACUGAAAAGUCAUUGCAUUCUCUGUCAACCAAUUUGUGGCAGAACAAUGUCCCCCUGGUAGUUUGUGUAUCCUAUGGAUUUAUUGGAUCUAUCCGGCUUCAAGUCAGUGAACAUUGCAUCAUCGAAUCACAUCCAGAUAACUUGCUGGAGGACCUCCGGCUUGAUAAACCAUUUGAUGGAUUGAAAGAGUUCAUGGAGACCAUCAAGCUAGCUGAAAUGGAUCACAAGCAGUUCAGUCAUACACCAUAUUUAAUGCUGUUGUACAAAGCCUUAGAAAUAUGGAAGGAAAAGCACAAUAGUAAUAUGCCAUCCAAUUACAAAGAAAAACAAAUCCUCAAGGAUAUCAUAAGCAAAGAAUUAGGAUGCGGUAUCGUCAAAGAAGAGGACUCUAACACUGGCGGCGAGGAAAACGUCGCCGAGGCCAUUAAAGCGGUUAACACAGCUCUAAAUAAGACCCAAAUUCCAUCCAGUGUACAAAAGAUCCUGAAUGACGACCAGUGCAUUCAUCUAAAAGAGAAAAACCCCUUCUGGAUUGUGGCACGUGGAGUUAAAGAAUUUGUGGAAAAGGAAGGAAACGGAGCACUACCCCUGCAUGGCUCUCUCCCCGACAUGACUUCCGAUUCUCAACGCUACAUCGCUCUCCAGAAUGUAUAUCGUGAGCAAGCAGCUAAAGAUGCCGAACACGUGUGGCGCCACGUACAACUCAUACUGAAGGAGCGAGGCUGGUCUAGUGAAUCGGUGAUGGAAAAUGACGUCAAGUUGUUUUGUAAGCAUUCGUCUGAACUACGAAUGAUACGAGGCACUUCACUGGCGGCCGAAUUGGAUGGCAAGCAACUCCCGGGAGAUGUCGACAUCAAUCAGCAGUUGGAAGAACCAGAUAGCCCCUGGCUGCACUACCUUCUUUUAAGAGCUGUUAAUAAAUUCCACACGGAAAAUGGAUCACAUCCCGGUUACUAUGACGACAAUGUUGAGACCGAUAUAGCUAAAUUGAAGGGUUGCUUCUCUCGUCUUCUUAACGAUCUUGGUUGCCAAGGCGGUAGUCUUUCAAAGGAUGACAAUCUUCACGAGAUGUGUCGCUACGGUGCAGCCGAGUUGCACGCCGUUGCAGCAUUUAUUGGUGGAUGUGCCGCCCAAGAAGUUAUCAAACUCAUCACCAAGCAGUACGUCCCGUUGGAUAACACUUUUAUUUUCAACUCGGUUACGACUACCACGGCAACGCUGCGCUUAUAAAUAUCCAAAAACAGAAAAACCCUUUCCUUCCUCCCACAGAAAAACCGAAAUAAAGAAACAAGAAAAGAAAAUGUACGAUUUUUUCGCUCUCCUCUACAAAUUAUCAAUAAAUGGAUGUAUGAUUCUUCAAUAA
Molecule: messenger RNA, 1845 nt
Organism: Daphnia pulicaria
Lineage: Eukaryota; Metazoa; Arthropoda; Branchiopoda; Diplostraca; Daphniidae
Gene: APP-BP1
Product: NEDD8-activating enzyme E1 regulatory subunit-like
Exons: 9
Coding region: 72-1712 (546 amino acids)
Biological process (GO): protein ubiquitination; protein neddylation; ubiquitin-dependent protein catabolic process
Cellular component (GO): nucleus; cytoplasm
Molecular function (GO): ubiquitin activating enzyme activity; NEDD8 activating enzyme activity
Source: RefSeq, a predicted model, not a curated record